Messenger RNA from Talaromyces amestolkiae, 1647 nucleotides. RefSeq lists its product as uncharacterized. Gene Ontology annotation, biological process: regulation of DNA-templated transcription. Bases 1 to 1647 code for a protein of 548 amino acids. Gene Ontology annotation, molecular function: zinc ion binding; DNA-binding transcription factor activity, RNA polymerase II-specific. The transcript is spliced from 2 exons. Lineage: Eukaryota; Fungi; Ascomycota; Eurotiomycetes; Eurotiales; Trichocomaceae. The record is from RefSeq and is a predicted model, not a curated record.
AUGAUCGCCCAAAGUCACUUGGCUCCUUUAGAAGGACGUCAUCAUUAUCAACAUCCUCUUCACCACCCUGAAGUAGUCCAGCAGCCGCGCCGUUUUGCCUGCGAUCGCUGUCGUAUGCAGAAGUUGCGAUGCGAGAGGGACAUCUGGAGACCCUCUCUCAUGCCAUGCAAGCGCUGCCGCAAGGCACGUAUAGCAUGCACCAUCAGCUCAAUGGAUCGUCCUGUGGGUAAGAAGAAGUCGAAGGAUAGAGUUCUAACAAUCACGAGGCCCGAAAAGACAGCCACGAUGAGGCACCCACCCCACCGUACGCAAGGGGGACCAUCAUCGCCAGGCGUACCUGACCAGCUGCCGAUGGACAACACCGUCGGCUUCUACCAUGAAGGAGUUCCAGAUGGAAUGACAAUCGUGGGACUAGGCUUCCAGUCGGAAGAAUGCUAUCAAGUCAACAGCGGGUUUGAAGACUGUACGGUGCCUGUCUUUUCGGGCUUGAUAACGCCUCCUUCGAUGGAGAAUGAGCACGAGCACCAGGCACCAUCGCAGGCGACGUCAUUUUCAAUGGCCAGAAAGCAGGAUUGGACUCCUGAGAGUGAUUGCAGUAAAGUUUCGGAUGGAUUUGAGCUUGAUGACCUUGACGAAAAACUAAUGCGACUCAUUACAGCGUUCCCUUGCCUCGACGAUAGAGAGCAGUGGUGGGAUCAAGAGAAUCUGCGAAGAUUGCUUGAUAUGAAUAUGCAUCUACUAGAUUGCCAGAGCCUAAUAGCGCAAGAACUCACCAUGCUCGGAAAUAUGGAUGCGAUCAUCGCCUUGAACAACCUCGAUUCAGCAUCACGAACUGUGUUGCGUUAUUCACAACAAUUCCUUGAAGCUGUGAGAGUGUUCGUCGAUGGCGGUCUGGAAACAAUGGCGACAGUACUUUCCAGCUCAAUGGCGGUAAACCCUUUUAUCCCGCAGAUUCACACGCCUGUCAACUCACGGCGCCCCUCGUAUGUGCAACAAACACCGGGCUCAGCGAUSGAGCCGAUAUUGGUAUCAGGAGGAGAUACUACCAUGCCCCCUCAAAUCAGUCCCGUUGCUUCAUUUACAACUUCGUCUGGUCAAUCAUCUUGGCAGGGAACACCUUUCGAAGACGUCCAAGUUUCCCUGAUAUUAGCCACCAUCAACUGCUAUACCUGCUUGGUGGGCAGUUAUCAUAUCAUCCUUUCCUAUCUCCUACACGAAUUGAUGGCCACCGUAACUCCGGAACAACAGAGUCAGUCUUCACCGACUUUCACGGGCUUUGCUGCCGCAUUCGCUGCCACCGCUCAGAUUCAGCAACAUGAUCGGGACUCGCAACUUCGAUUGAUUUAUCGCAACUGUAUGGGUAUGCUGGCACAGCUCGAAAUAAGCCUCGGUCUGCCAGAACAGCACUGCGUUGCUUCAUGGGCAUUAUCUUUCCCAGGUGUUGGCCAACCUCAUCGUCACGAAGGGAUCCUUUCCAGCCCUGUAGCUGCGGUCCUUGUUGGAACCCUUGUAAACCAAAAAUUCGGAUUAUGCGUCAACGGUUUGUCGACAGGAAAGAACUCGAUGAAGGAAGUCAUCUCAACUAUCAACCAGUUCUUCGAUACUGUUCAUCCCAUCGCUCAGGCUGUAGGCACAAUCAAACCAUAG